Molecule: messenger RNA, 522 nt
Organism: Coccomyxa subellipsoidea C-169
Lineage: Eukaryota; Viridiplantae; Chlorophyta; Trebouxiophyceae; Coccomyxaceae
Exons: 4
Biological process (GO): dolichol-linked oligosaccharide biosynthetic process
Cellular component (GO): UDP-N-acetylglucosamine transferase complex
Source: RefSeq, a predicted model, not a curated record
CUUUGUGCAGGUGGUCACACUGCAGAGUUGCUCGCACUCUUGGAGCAUAUGAACUUGGAAAGGUACUCACCGCGCACAUACAUUGUGGCUUCGACCGACAGGAUGGGCCCUCAGAAAGCCAGAGAUUUCGAGGCCCACAAGCAUGCAUCCAGCACCUCUAAUGAAGCAGCCAAGAUCUGCGUGAUCCCACGCAGCAGGGAGGUCGGCCAGUCCUACUUGACAUCUAUCUGGACGACAUUGGUGGCCUUGUGGGUGGCUUUCAGUAUUGUGUACAGGGAAGCCCCUCAACUGGUGCUGGUGAAUGGGCCUGGCACAUGCAUUCCCAUUUGCUUGGCAGCUCGUGUAAUUGGGGUUGUGAGGAGGACGCGGAUCGUGUACACGGAGAGCAUUGCAAGGGUGACAUCACUGUCACUGUCAGGGAAGAUUCUAUACCACAUGCGGCUGGCAGACGCUUUCUUUGUGCAGUGGACAGAUCUGCAGCGACGCUUUCCCAGGAGCACAUGUUGUGGCCGUCUAUUCUGA